UUGCUGAAAGCCCUUGGAUUUGAACCGCCAGCGCUGUCUCUGGAGCAACUCCGGGCUUACGAUCAUUCGGGGGAACUAAUCACCGGAGAAAAUAUUGCUCUCAGCUUCGCCAGUGGCUUCGUUUCCGGUGCUGCCAUUGAGCGUCCGGUGAUGAAUAAAACACUGUUCCAGCACAUGGUUCACACUGCAGCCAACCUCGUUCCACCGGAUUGGAAGACCCGUUUCACAUCCACAAUCGUGUCUGGUGUGGACGUGUUUCAUUUGGAGGAAGAUGUAAAUAGCACUACACCAAUCGCCUGGUGGAGUCUCGGAGGCAGUGCACCCGUUAUGGCUGUGAGGCUCGCAGCUGAAGGGGCCGAAGUUUCAAUUGCCGCACGCUUGUCCGCGCGGCAACGCAGCCACCUGCCAACUUGUAUCCAAAGUUUAACCGCUCCUCCGGCGUUUGGUUUACCGCCUGUUCCGGAAGAGGACAUCCACCUAAUUAUGGAAUACGAUGCUGGUGAACGAUGGGGUAAUCUCGUUGCCCCUCGUGCUAAUCGGUAG
Molecule: messenger RNA, 543 nt
Organism: Echinostoma caproni
Lineage: Eukaryota; Metazoa; Platyhelminthes; Trematoda; Plagiorchiida; Echinostomatidae
Source: the annotation of a GenBank genome assembly